AUGGUAAUACACCACGGAUUCAGACCCUACAGGUGUCCGGCACCGAUCGGUUACUUCGCCGACCCGCAGGACUGCGGCAAGUUCUACCACUGCGUGCGCGACCGCCCGCACCACAUGACGUGUGCCGCAGGCACGGAGUUUGACGUCACGCUCAAGGUGUGCAAUUGGCCGGAGCUGGCCGGAUGCGUGCCUCGGCAGGCGAGCGACGAACCGGCGGAGUUGACCGACUUCACGUGUCCGGAGGCGAGCGGACGCUUCCGUGACCCGCUCGACUGCACCUCGUACUACGAAUGUGACCGGCAGGUGGCGCUGCGGAUGCCGUGCGAGCCAGGCACGCUGUUCGAUGAUAGCCUGGGGGAGUGUAACUGGGAAGAGGCCGUAUCCUGUAGCUCUAUGGCUGGCAGAGGCGCUGGAGAGGCUGCUGGCUUCUCCUUGCCCGCAGUCCGGCGGCUUCUUUUUCCGCGACGAGCAGACUGUAACAAGUUCUACCAGUGCGACGACGGCAGGGGGCGCCACAUGGAGUGCGCUACCGGAACAGAGUUCGACCCCGUGUUGAAGAUCUGCAAUUGGCCGGAGUGUGCGAGCACCGCGUGA
Messenger RNA from Priapulus caudatus, 594 nucleotides. RefSeq names its product peritrophin-1-like. The record is from RefSeq and is a predicted model, not a curated record. Gene Ontology annotation, molecular function: chitin binding. The transcript is spliced from 4 exons. NCBI's taxonomy places the organism in Eukaryota, Metazoa, Priapulida, Priapulimorpha, Priapulimorphida, Priapulidae. Bases 1 to 594 code for a protein of 197 amino acids. Gene Ontology annotation, cellular component: extracellular region.